AUGGAAGAGGUAGUAUCAACAUUGGACUCAUCCCAUAUGACCAGUGAACAGUCGUUUACUCCUCAGCCAUUUGAUCUUGGAAGGAGACAACCGUGGCUCUGGGCAACAGUAGCACUGAAAAUACGAAACGUGAGUCUAAUAUUCAUCUAUCUAUCUAUCUAUCUAUCAUUUUAUCGGUUAGUCCAUUUCACAUUCAUCUAUCUAUCUAUCUAUCUAUCUAUCUAUCUAUCUUUUUCUUCUUUUCUUUUUUCUCGGUUUGUCCAUUUGUUAUCUAUCUUUCUUCUUUAUUGGUUCUACCUUGGACUGUCUAUCUAUCUAUCUAUCUAUCUAUCUAUCUAUCUAUCUAUCUAUCUAUCUAUCUACGGAGACACUCUUGUGGCUGAAACAUCAUCAAUUUUGUUAUUCACUCCAAUGAUUACUGUGCCCGUGUUAGGAAAUAUAUUCAUUUUCUUCUUUUGGUUCUUCAUAAAGCAUUUUUACUCUUUGAAAGGUGUUUCUCCGUCAGACGUCACUGCUGCAAAUUCUCGCGUCGACAUCAAGGUUAGUGCGAUAAAGUCAACAUCAAACCCCAGCCCGACGACUAUGGCAGACAUAACUUCCAAGCCAAUGGCCAGCACAACCACUGAAUCAGCGAUGACGACGACAACGACAAUGGAAACCAUGCCAACCACGCUCCCUAAGACGAAACUUUCCUUUUCCUCAAGAAAUACACCACCUAAAACCGAGGCACCCGAAGUCGACCUUUGGGAAUCAGUUCUUGGUGAAGUUCACCACGAUUUUCUCGGCGAUGUACCCACAACACGGAGAUCCCCGUUUCUUGAUCUAGCUGCUCGUAAACUACAAAAAAAUCCAGGUUCAGCCGUCAAAUCCGACACCGCUCAUAUAUGGGAGCCCGGAAAUAUUAUCCUGACUAUCCCAUCAGCAGGAAAUUUGCAGACAAAAGAAGCACGGGUUGGGCUAAAAUCAACCUCGCAAAAUGGUCAACGGACAAACGCCAAGAAAGUGUCAGUGAAAGUUCCACACAGGAAUAUCGCGGGUCACCAUUCGAGAAAGACGAUCAGCGUUGUUCCCAAUGUCAGUACUCGAUCCACCUCAAUUGUCCACCCUCCUUUUAAUAUAGAAUCAGUGUCCAACUUGAAAUAUCCAAGACCCGCUGAGAUAGAUAGCAGAUUAGGCGAUCGCGUAUUCAGUAAAGGAAUACCAUCCCCCAAAAAUCGUGGUCCGAAUAGUCAGAAGUCAAGUGUUUCAAGCGGAAACCAUGUGGUUAACGAAAGAAUGGAUACUUUUAACACGGUUUUUGCAUCUAGAAAAUCUAUUCGAGUUGACCAAGCUGCCACCGAACAUUGGCAUCAGUCCGCCUCACUAACUCAUUUUAAUCAAAAUUCAAAAACAGAUCACACAAGGUGGGAACAGCAUACGUCUCAUAUUUCACCAGGGAUCAAAGAGCCGAAAUCGGGCUCUAUUCGUUUGCCUUCUUUCAAUGAAGGUUUCGGAAUAGAUCAUCUAAAGUUAGUUCCCGCCAUAGAAUCCACUGGAAACAACCGACCUUCCCCCGGCAGGUCAGUCCACAGAAUAAAGGCAUCUGAUUCGAAUAAUAAUAGGCGAAUCUUUUCACCGCAUAGCGCUAACGAAAGGCAGAAAGCCGACCGGGCUAAUUCGCGACCGAACGAUGUUGCAGUGCAAAGGCCGACACUCUUCAAGCCGCACUUGAAUCACGUUUUACAACAGAGCAAAGUCGAACACAGACCGUUUGAGCCGACUUCGAUAAAGGAGCUUUCGGGUUCUGUUAAUUCUCCAAGACUCGAAGAACCAGUAAGCGGUUUAAAGACCAGUAAGAACGACAACCUGCCCGAUUUAGGGGUCAGUAACUUCCGGCCCGCGCUGUCCCAGGUCCCUAUCCAUUGGUCCGUCUCCGUUGGUCCGUCUCCGUUGGUCCGUCUCCGUUGGUCCCUAUCCGUUGGUCCGUCUCCGUUGGUCCCUAUCCUUUGGUCCGUCUACGUUGAUCCGUCUCCGUUGGUUCCUAUCCGUUGGUCCCUAUCCGUUGGUCCGUCUCCGUUGGUCCCUAUCCGUUGGUCCGUAUCCGUUGGUCCGUCUACGUUGGUCCGUCUCCGUUGGUCCCUAUCCGUUGGUCCGUUUCCGUUGGUCCGUCUCCGUUGGUCCCUAUCCGUUGGUCCGUCUCCGUUGGUCCGUCUACGUUGGUCCGUCUCCGUUGGUCCCUAUCCGUUGGUCCGUCUCCGUUGGUCCCUAUCCUUUGGUCCGUCUACGUUGAUCCAUCUCCGUUGGUUCCUAUCCGUUGGUCCGUCUCCGUUGGUCCGUAUCCGUUGGUCCGUCAUCGUUGGUCCAUCUCCGUUGGUCCCUAUCCGUUGGUCCCUAUCCGUUGGCCCGUUUCCGUUGGUCCCUAUCCGUUGGUCCGUCUACGUUGGUCCGUCUCCGUUGGUCCGUCUCCGUUGGUCCCUAUCCGUUGGUCCGUCUACGUUGGUCCCUAUCCGUUGGCCCGUCUCCGUUGGUCCCUAUCCGUUGGUCCGUCUCCGUUGGUCCCUAUCCGUUGGCCCGUUUCCGUUGGUCCCUAUCCGUUGGUCCCUCUCCGUUGGUCCCUAUCUGUUGGUCCGUCUCCAUUUUGAUCUGAGCAUGACUUAUCUCUUCGUCUCUUCGCUCCGUCCGUACAAGUUACUGAGAGGUUCGGCGAUGUCUUUUUCUUCCACAUCAACGCCGAGGUUGGUUGAAGCUGAUUUUAAACUUCCAUGA
Acanthosepion pharaonis is the source of this 2745-nucleotide messenger RNA. NCBI's taxonomy places the organism in Eukaryota, Metazoa, Mollusca, Cephalopoda, Sepiida, Sepiidae. The record is from the annotation of a GenBank genome assembly.